Acanthamoeba castellanii str. Neff is the source of this 984-nucleotide messenger RNA. RefSeq lists its product as uncharacterized. The transcript is spliced from 7 exons. Lineage: Eukaryota; Discosea; Longamoebia; Acanthamoebidae. The record is from RefSeq and is a predicted model, not a curated record. The coding region runs from base 1 to 984 and encodes 327 amino acids.
AUGUUCCGCACCUUUCCCGUGCUUGAGGAGCCAACACCCGCUGAGGAUGGGACCUACCCCGACGACAGCAACCAAAGGGCAUACGGUGAUUCAGUGAAGACGAACAUACGGGAGUGGGUGCAGCUGGUGGUGGAUCCACGCGCGAGCGAGGCCAAGCGCGACGAAGCCUUUGGCCUUCUGCUCUUCACCCACUUGCUCCUGGGCUCGACGGGCGCUGAGCUCUUGUGGCCCUUCCUUCUCGGCACGCUCCUUCGCCGGGCCGAUGCGAGAGAGGCGAGCAAGGACCUAGGCCACGACGACGACAAAGACGGAGAAGACGUGCGAGGAGAGGUGAAGCUGGUGCAAUUGCUGCGCCUGGGAGGCCUCGUGCGGCAUUCCUACGCCGCCUGGCUGCCGCGCCUCUUGGCCAUCGUCGAGAGCGGAAAGACGCCGGAUGUGCUCAAGGUGGCGCUGCUCGAGCAUUUGGCCAUCAAUCGCGUCACGCCCAACAGCACGAAACUUGCCACGUCGCUCGUGGAGGCCGUCGUCAAGCCAGCAACGACGAGCGACAAGGUGCGCGCGUGCGCCAUCUUCGCCGUCGGCUCCCUGCUGCAUCGCCACACGGGGAGUGAGCAAUUGCGCACAACCUGGGCGGACUUGUUUUACAACCGAACCGAUGAGGAGCAAGCGGCAGUGCAGUUUGGGUUGCUGGCGCAUACGGCGAUGGCGUGGGUCGCUGUCCACCACCUCGGCGACCAGGCGCCUGACGCGGCCGUCAGUCAGGCCGUCUAUGCGCUGGUCCACGACUUGGAAUUCUUGUCCGCCUGGCGUGUGAUCGAAGAGCUGUUGGACCUCGACAAGGCCUCGCUGUCGGACAUCCACGAAAAGCUCCGGCGCGGGGUCAACAUCGGCUCGCGCGUGAGCCUCGAAACCGCCACGGUUCCGUGGCCCAGCCUGAAAUCGUUCGACGAGGUAUGCACCAUGCCACUCAUCGGUGGUGACUGA